Fundulus heteroclitus (mummichog) is the source of this 5389-nucleotide messenger RNA. RefSeq names its product zinc finger CCCH domain-containing protein 6. Gene Ontology annotation, molecular function: RNA binding; metal ion binding. Gene Ontology annotation, cellular component: nucleus. Gene Ontology annotation, biological process: negative regulation of DNA-templated transcription. Bases 447 to 4001 code for a protein of 1184 amino acids. Lineage: Eukaryota; Metazoa; Chordata; Actinopteri; Cyprinodontiformes; Fundulidae. The record is from RefSeq and is a predicted model, not a curated record. The transcript is spliced from 12 exons.
AUAAAUUGGGGGAGUGGAGGAGUCAUUGUCGAGGAAUGUGCAGCAUAACUCAGAAGCCAUUUUGUGAUGAUAUCCCUUGUUGAGAAAGCCUGUGAGGAUGCUGAAACCAGCGAACAUGGUUUACACUCCUGUCUGUUUCUCCCUCCGUCUCCUCUAUUUUCACCGUGGCAGCUGGCAACCGACGGGACAUUAGCAAAGCGGGGUGUCGAGCUGUGCUCACAGGGUUAACACGCCACUGAAUAUGAAAGAGGAGAGUGUCUGUUUACUGUCUCUGUCGAGACAUGUAACACCGUGAGUCUUUUCCAGUCUGAAAUCUUCCAGCAUCUCUCACAACACCAACCGUCUCCUUUGAGUGACCGUGUUAUAAUUCACUCGUGUUACCGGGGGACAAGGAGAAGCAGAUCCGUUAUUUUUUGUUUUUAAAUAUUUUUUUGUUUCCUCUCCAAAUGGCUUCUGUGAGCCUUGUUUCCAGUCCCCCAGCCCCUGUUCUUGACAAAAACAUGACAGACUCUGAGCUUGCAGGGGAUGAAAGGGAGGAUGGCGAGCUGGAAGAUGGAGAAAUAGACGAUGAGGGAAUUGAGAUGGAAGAGAACAAAGAGGCUGCUGAGGUGAAGGAGGACAAUGAGAAAGAGAAGGAAAAAGAAAAGGAGAAAAAUAAAGAGAAGGAAGUAAAGGCUCGCAGACACUCGAGGAAACGAUACAAAAAGACCAGAGAGAAGAGGCGGUCCAAAAGGAGGAAACGUGAAAGACAAAGACAUCAUUCCCCCUCCAGCAGCUCCAGCUCCGACAGCUACGACUCGGACUACGACCGGGCUGAAAGGCCCAAGAGCAGGAAGGGCCAAGGCUACAGCCGUGACUCUGAUAUCCCGCCCUCUCAGCAUUCGAAGGGACUCCACGGCAACUCGAAGAAGUCCCCCCCGCAGAGGGGCAGCGAUUUCGAUAAAUACAGCGAGGACUACAGCGAUGACAAGUAUGACUACGAGGAGGAGGAGGAGGAUUACGAAGACGACAUGUCGGAGUACCCGCAGUCCAAAGAUGGGGGUCAGGGGAAGGGGCGCUACCCAAAGGAGCAGAUGAUGAGAGGAAACCUGAGAGGGAUGAAGCACCAACAGUUUGGACCGAGAGGAAGGGGCAGAGGGAGCGGCCCAGGAAGAGGGCGGGGGAUGCUUAUCAAGAACAAGAAGCUUAAGGGCAAACCGUGGGGAGGACGCGGGCGCGGCCGAGGAGGAGACCUGGGAAUGGACGACAUGGGACCAGUAAGUGCUGCGUAUCCAAGAAAACCCGCCCAGCAGGAAGGAAAAAGCUCCUGUGGCUUUCAGAAGAAGUGGCCAAUCAUGAGCAAGGAGUUCAUCAGUCAGCAUACGGUGGAGCACAACGGUAGAUACAUCUGCAAGUAUUUCCUCGAGGGCCGCUGCAUCAAGGGGGAACAGUGCAAAUUUGAACACGAGCUCGUGGUGCCCGAUAAGAAAAAGGAGCUGUGUAAGUUUUACCUGCAGGGAUACUGCAGCAAAGGAGAUCACUGCAUUUACAUGCACAAUGAAUACCCCUGCAAGUUCUUUCACACCGGAGCCAAAUGUUAUCAGGGGGACAACUGCAAAUUCUCCCAUGAUGCUUUAAACGAUGUGACGAAAGAGCUGCUUGACAAGAUAAUCAACACGGAGGAGGAGAACGCCCGGGAGGACGAGCUGGAGCUGGAGGAUCUGAGAAAGCAGGGGAUCGCGCCGCUUCCAAAGCCCCCUCCUGGAGUGGGGUUGCUGCCCACGCCGGGUCAGAGCAGUCCCUCAGAUGGCGCCUCUGGUCAGUGCGGCAAGAAGAUUCCCUCUCUGUUUGAAAUCAAGGUUCAUCCGACUGUCGACUUGGCACACAAAAUUGCUCACAGUGGUACAAACUUCUCCCAGAAUCAGGGAGACGGGGCCGGUCAGUUUAGCGGGGGCUCAGAUGACAUGCAGGCUGCAGCUGCUGUGGCCUCUGGUGCCCCUGCAGGAACCACCGCUGACUCAGCUCUUGCCAUGGGUCACGCCGCUGGGCCACCCAUGCCACAGAGCCCCCCGGGACAGCACCCGCCUCACGGGUUCCCGAUGCAAACACCAACGCCCUCCGGUCCGCCCCCACCCUUCCACGGAGUCAGCAUCAACCAGCAGAUGAAUAUGCAGACGCCUCCGUUCCCACCCGACGUCCAGAUGUCACAGAACAUGCUGCCCUGCCCGUCGUUUGGUCAGAACCCGGUGGAUUUCCUGAGCAGCUUCUUCCAAAACCAGGCCAUGGGUCAACAGGAAGUCGAACCUGGUCAGGCCUUCAUACAGAGCCUUCAGCAGCUGAUGGGUGCAGAAUCACAGUUACAGGCUUUGCCACCAGCGGUGCAGAAGGCCAUCUUGUUACAUCUGACACAGCAGCAGCAGCCGCAGCAGCAGCCGCAGGAGUCCCAGGGCAAGGAGCCCCACAGAGCAGAGGGACAGGCUGAUAAGAACGAAAACAGGGAUGAAACCACAAACUGGUACUCUAGCGAUGAGGAGGACGGGGGCUCUUGUGUCUCCUCCAUCCUGAAAUCCCUAAAGAAGCAGAGUGAGACGCAGCAGAGUCAGUCGAAGCCCCCCCAGGCCGCGUCGGCGACUCCGGCUCUGGGCGACCCCAGGCUCAUGAAGGAACGAGCCCCGUCCGGCGACCCCAGGGUGAAGACGGACCCCAGACAGCGGCUCCCGGAUCCCGGCAAGGAGACGGACGGAGCUGCGGAUCCAAGGCUGCCCAGAGACCCCAGGAAGACGAGGCCGGCCGAUCUCGGUCGCCAGCAGAGCCACCCCGCUCCAAAAAAGGCUCCGACGGGAGAGGAGGAUGACGAGGGUGAGAGGGAGCUGAAGGACAGAGCUGUCCUCAUCCCGCUGGAGGCCAGCCCUGGCGUGGCUCUGCGGGACCCUCGCUGUCAGCUGAAGCAGUUCAGCCACAUUCGGGUGGACAUCCUGCUCCAGCGGCCUGCCUUCGCUCAGUCCGUGGUGUGGGCGCCCGAGGACCUCAUCCCCUCCCUCGUCCCCAAGCAGGAGCACUCCAUCAACCUGCCGCUGCCGCCGCUGAUCGCAGACGCUCAGAUGAACCGAACGAGCCAGCCCGACCACUCCGUCGUCUCCAGCCCCCCGCCGUCUGACCCCAGACUAGCGGCCGUCCGCCUGAAGGAACGCCUGGGUCGGAUCCCCGCCGGCUCCGUGGAGUCGCGAUCCUCCACGGAGAGGCCCGUGGACCCGCGGCAGCAGAAAUCCCUGGACCCCAGACUCAAGCGCAGGGGGAGUCUGGACUCCAAGCUGCUGGGUCAGAAAGACCCCUCCUCAGCUUGUGGAGGGCUUGUGGACCCCAGGCUCCAGAAGGCCGGCAACAGCGCGGCUCCCCACGCCGCCCAGGGCAAGCCGGAGCCUGAGAAGCUGCCGCCGUACGCGCCCCGGCUGGCGUCGUCCGACGGCGGGCUGGAGAGUCCCACCACCAUCCUUGGCGGCAUCAGCUUGUACGACCCGCGCUCUCAAACGGAGCAGGCGCGGAGGGAGCAGGUCGAGCCUCCCAAAAAGCCCGGGAUCUUGAAACAGCCGUCCAAAGCGGAGCACUCUCUUGCACCGUCUCCCUCACCGGGCCAGCGAAGCGGCUCGUUUGAAGAGGCAAAAAGCACAGAGGUCGCCUCCCGUCAAAGCCCACCUCCUGCUUCUCCCAGCGGGCCUCCUCCUCCCGCCUCGCCGGUCAAACCCCCCGCAGUCCAUAACCUCCCCAUCCCGGCGCUGGCCGGGCUCAUCCGGCCUCAGUACGCCGACCCCAGGCAGGCUAAGCCAGGAGGACAGGCGGCCGCAGGGCCACAGGAGGAGACGGAGGGCCCCAAGGACCCGGAGGCGAAGGUGGAGGCAGACGAGGAGAAGGAGGAGGUUAUGGAGGAAGAGGCAGAGCAGAAAGACCCAGAGGAGACGGACGACAGGACACUUAAAGAUGUCUUCAAGACUUUCGAUCCCACCGCUUCUCCUUUCUGCCAGUAGAUAUCCCAGCAUGGAAACUAAAACGAGUGUUUUGUAAAUUGUUGGACCAUUAUCACAUAUUUUUAUUUUAGCAGUACAUGGCUCUAUUUAUUUCUGUAAAUACUCGAGCGCAGGUUAUCACAGCAUCACUUGUCUGUCAGAAAACAGGGGUGUGGGGAUGCAGAGGUAUUAUCUUUUUGAUUUUUUUUUGACAUGCAGAUAUUCCACUGUGGAGAAACAAAUUAACUCUACACGCAGACAGAGCAUGUGGAUAAUAUUUACCAUGUUGACAGUAUUUAUCUCGUUCCACUCAGAGUUCAUUGUGUGUCCUUUUGUGAUAAGUGAUAUUCUGUUUUGUUUUUUUGUUAUUUUUACCAGAGAAGAGCUUUUAAUUUCUCAAGGACUUGUCAAAAAAAAAUCUUUUCCUCACAUGUAAUACAUGAUCACACUGACAUUUAUUUACACUUUUUAAACUUUCUAUACAGUUAAAUGUUUUUGCUGAAAUGUUUGCACUGCGUCCUCUUUCCCGAACAUGCUAUCGUUUCUUUUUUUCUUUUUCUUUUUGCUUUUUCUAUUGAUUCAAGUUUAUAUCAGCUGUUAGCUACUCAAUUUGAUGUAUAGGACCUCCUUUUUUCCCCCACAUUUUGUAACCUUAUAAACCUAAUUGUAUUUUAUCUGGAUUUUAUGUGAGAAGUCGCUGGAAGAAAAAGCAUAAAUUGUUUUUAAAAUCCUUUGCAGAUAAAAAUAGGAAAGGUUUGUGAGUUCAGAGUUACACACUACUUUAUAUUGGUCUGUCCCAAAUAAUCCCACAAAUAGAAAUGCGUGGUUAUGAGCUCAAAUGUGUACCACAGUUUUUCAUAGGGGUGUGCACACUUUUUGCAAGCCACCGUAUCUGUGCCAUUGUACCAAAUAAAAAAGCACCCAUACCAGCUUGGAAGCAGCAGGUAAAGGUUUAUUUUAUCUGAAAAUGGAUUAAUGAUAGGAAAAAAAUAGAUGAAAGUGUUUCUCUGUGUAUUUUCUGUACCUAAAAAGUACCACCCUACAGGCAUUACAAGUAAAUGUAUAUAUGGAAGAAAAUGUGCCGCCGUAUCACACUAGAGCGUUGUAUUUAAGCCUGCCUUCAUAAAGUGUGAAUGUUGUGGAGUGAAGCAUCUCAGCAGUGCUGCUUUCUGUUGGCCUGAAAAUAAGCUAUCCCCUUUUGUUUUUGUUUUUAAUUCCCCGUCUUGUUUCUCCACUGUAAAUGUGCGUUUUGUAUAAUGUGUACAGUGUGUUUCACUGAGCGCUUCGUUGUAUAAACAGAGUUCUAUUUCUGUUCGUGUGGUGACACCGGCUUUUUGCUUUUAAAAGUACACGUGCUCAUCGUUCAAGUCAUUUUAUUAUGAAUAUAUCGAAUAAAGAGGUGAACCAGA